Messenger RNA from Lytechinus variegatus (green sea urchin), 1963 nucleotides. RefSeq names its product cholecystokinin receptor type A-like. Gene Ontology annotation, molecular function: neuropeptide receptor activity. Gene Ontology annotation, biological process: neuropeptide signaling pathway. The transcript has a single exon. Gene Ontology annotation, cellular component: membrane. NCBI's taxonomy places the organism in Eukaryota, Metazoa, Echinodermata, Echinoidea, Temnopleuroida, Toxopneustidae. The coding region runs from base 215 to 1363 and encodes 382 amino acids. The record is from RefSeq and is a predicted model, not a curated record.
UGAAAUAAUGAGGCUCAGUCUCAUUCGGAUUCUCCCGAAGAGCAAUUAAAAAAGGCAACAGAUCUGCGUUCUUAAGGCCUACUUUGUUGAUAUGAUGUUUUGAAGCAGUUUAAAGUCUGUGUUCAGGGUUUUUUUAUAUUAAAAGCAAGUGGUGUAACGGUCAUUCCUAGCAUCUAGUUUGUCGGCGUACAUUCAAAUCCCGUUGACUCAUGAGAUGGAGCCUUACAUGGGCGUCUUGGUGACCUUCUACGUGGUGCUGAUGGUGGUUGGAAUACCUGGUAACAUCCUCAUCGUGCUCGUGACCGCAAAUCGCACCACCAAGAAGAGCGUCCACGUCCUCAUCAUCGCUCUCGCCAUCGCCGACCUCCUCGCGUGCUGUCUCUUACCAUUCGGUAUUCACUUCUGGUUAACGUUCAACGACCAGCAGUCCCCCGUUUUGUGCAAAAUCCACAUCUUCACCAACUUCAUUAGCGUCUUUACCUCCAUGUUCAUCUCGAACGCCGUGGCCUUUGAUCGCUACUUCGCGGUGUGUUACCCUCUAAAGACUUUUAUCGAUCUUCAUCGGUCCUUUAAGAUAUGUGUAGCAUGCUUCUUUAUUGCAUUUAUCUGCAGCGUGCCUUCCGUCUUUGUGUUUGGAAUCCGUCGCCAUGGGCCAUCGGUGUCUCACUGCACGGUAACGGCUAAUCAGUGGCUUAUAGAAGGUAUCUACGGCAUCAUUGUCUUUGCCUUUCUCCUGUCCGCCGCUGUCCUGACCACCUUGUACCUGCAGAUGUGCGUUAUACUUCGGCGCCGCGUCCGUUCCCGGGCCCGUGUGGCACCAGCACCUAGAUGUAAGCCCUCUCCUGAUGUAGCGCCGCCGAAGAAUGAUCAUUGUAUCCCGACGAUAUCGCACAAAGUUUCCGCGGGAGACAGUUCAACCUACAGAUCCAGUGAGGCCGUUCUGGUUUCAGGGUCCUCUUCCGCGCGACCUCCUCGUGAUGUCAACCUUGCCGUCCCGAGAAUACACACCCCAUCCCUUCGGUCUUUCCCUGAGGAAACGGCCCGACCGGCAAACAACAAUGUCGUUGCCGUGGCGGAUGCGAUGAGGAACAAGACGACGAAAAUGCUGAUCCUGUCGACGGCUGUCUUCAUCGUGUCUUGGUUGCCGAACAUCAUCAUCAAAGCCAUCCCUUCGGCGCAAUAUCAACAACUCUCGCAGGUCCAUCCCGCUCUGCUGAUAACAAUCCGCUGUUUCGAAUACCUCUUUCUCAUCAACCACGCCGUCAAUCCUUUCGUUUAUAGUUUGGUCAACAAGCGAUUCAGAGGGCUUUGCGUGGAUUAUAUCAAGAAACUUCGAAGGAAAUUCACUAAUAACAGUGGCUGAGAAGAGUUGAAGCACUACUGGAAACCUACCUUUUUUUUACGUAUGAUGAACCUUUGGGUUUGCUACCCCCCCCCCCCCUUGGCAUACAUCUUGUUCGUUUGUUUGUUUUUACAAAUGCGUUCAAAUUAAUACAAUAUUUAACAUCGAAUUUAUUUCCAAAUACAACAUAUGAAAAUAAUCCAUGAUACAAAAAAUAUCGUUAUAAUACAUAAUGAAUCCAAAAGAACGAUGGGAGCAUAAAUUUCACUUUUUAAUAACAAAAUUAAUAAUAAUUAAUGAACGCAGGAGACCGCCAUCGUGAGCGGUUGGGCUCUAAAGUGAUGGCGGCCUCAAAUCAUCUGCCUUUGUAAAGAGCUAGGUAUAUUGUCAUGAAAUUACCGAAAUCGUGUUAUGUGGUAGUCAGAUGUAAUAGUAGGCUGAGCAUUAUAAUUGGGGAGUCCGUGUCUGUAUUUCAUGUAUCAAACCGACCUUUCAGACGGUAAAAAUAAUCGUAAUUAGAAUGAUGAUUCCCGUGAGAAAUAUAUGGCUAAUGACGAUUCUUUUAGCACGUUUGAAACCAAAUUAGAAUCACGAACGAUAAUCACAAUUCUACUCGAGGGU